This is a messenger RNA of Xiphophorus couchianus (Monterrey platyfish), 3413 nucleotides long. It is a transcript of the gene tec, whose product is annotated as tec protein tyrosine kinase. The record is from RefSeq and is a predicted model, not a curated record. The coding region runs from base 204 to 2120 and encodes 638 amino acids. The transcript has 18 exons. Gene Ontology annotation, biological process: protein phosphorylation; intracellular signal transduction. Lineage: Eukaryota; Metazoa; Chordata; Actinopteri; Cyprinodontiformes; Poeciliidae. Gene Ontology annotation, molecular function: ATP binding; protein tyrosine kinase activity; protein binding.
UCCGUGUUUUUUGGUUUCGUGCGCUGCGCUGCGUGUCCGCCCUCUUCCCUUCCCUCCCUCUUCAUUUCCUCAACCCUGCUGCUUCACAUCGUGAGGGGCCAGAGGUUCGGCUGCGACCCGGAGCAUGACGCGUCAAGCCCAGCUGCGUCCCUUCGCGGCGUAGCGCCAUGGACUGACGGACAGAUGCUGCAGGUGGAGCCAGAAUGAGUGCCGAUCCGCUACUGCAGGAGACGCUGAUCAAGCGUUCGCAGCAGAAGAAAAGGACGUCGCCGCUGAACUACAAGGAGCGAGUGUUUGUCCUCACCAAGACCAGGCUGACGUACUACGAAGGGAAACCAGAGAAGAAGUUCAAGAGGGGCUCGGUGGAGCUGAGCCGCAUCAAAUGUGUGGAAAUCGUGAAGAUUGGAGGUGGGAAUAUCCCCUGCCAGAACAAAUACCCGUUCCAGGUUGUGUACGAUACCAACACGCUGUAUGUUUUCGCUCCCAGUCAGAAGAGCAGAACUCUGUGGGUCCUGAUGCUCAAAAAUGAGAUCCAACACAACGCAGGCGUGCUGCUGAAGUUUCACCCCCAGUUCUGGCUGGAGGGCCUCUGGCUCUGCUGUCGCCAGGCAGGCAAACAGGCGCCGGGCUGCGAGGAGUACAACCUGCUGGGAGACAUUUCCAGAAAACCUUUGCCUCCGAUUCCUGAACAGGAAAACACGCGCCGGCCCCGACCUCCUCCGGUCCCGCAGGACGAAGACGAGGAGGAUGACGAGGAGGAGGAGGAGGUGGUGGUGGCCCUCUACGACUUCCCAGGGAUGGAGCCACACGACCUGAAGCUGGUCUGCGGCGGAGAAUACGUCAUCCUGGAGAAAUGUGACGUCAACUGGUUCAGGGCGCGCAACGAGUACGGGGAGGAAGGCUACAUCCCGAGUAACUACGUGACGGAGAAAACGUCUGGGAACCUGGUGGAGUUCGCAUGGUACAGUAAAGGAGUAAACAGGAACAUGGCUGAGGAGCUGCUGAGGAUGGAGGACAAAGAAGGAGCCUUCAUUGUGAGAGACUCCAGCCAUCCGUCGACAUACACCGUCUCUCUUUACACCAAAGCAGGAUCUGGGGAAGGAGGUCCAAUGAUUAAACAUUAUCACAUUAAAGAGACGCAAUGCACGCCCAAAAAGUUUUACCUGGCUGAGAAACACCUGUUCAGCUCCAUCCCUGAACUCAUCGAGUACCACAGCCACAACGGAGCCGGUCUUGCAGCCAGGCUCAGAUAUCCUGUAGGAAAGCAGGACAAGUCAGGUCCAUCGACGGCGGGCUUCAGCUACGAAAUGUGGGAGAUCAAACCGAGCGAGUUGACCUUCAUGAAGGAGCUGGGCAGCGGUCAGUACGGCCAAGUCAGGCUCGGCAUGUGGAGGUCGCAGCACAAGGUGGCCAUCAAGACCAUCAAGGAGGGCGCCAUGUACGAGGAGGACUUCAUCGAAGAGGCCAAACUCAUGAUGAAGUUGUCCCAUCCCAAGCUGGUGCAGCUGUACGGCGUCUGCAGCCAGCAGAGGCCCAUCUACAUCGUCACAGAGUUCAUGCAGCAGGGCUGCAUGGUGAACUACCUGAGGCAGCGGCGCGGCAGCUUCAGCCUCGGGUCGCUGCUCGAUAUGUGCCUGGACGUCUGCGAGGGCAUGGAGUACCUGGAGGCAAACAGCUUCAUCCACAGAGACCUGGCGGCCAGGAACUGCCUGAUGAACGACGCUAUGGUGGUGAAGGUUUCUGACUUCGGCAUGGCCAGAUACGUCUUGGACAACCAGUACACCAGCACCAAAGGCGCCAAGUUUCCUGUGAAGUGGUCUCCGCCUGAGGUCUUUAACUACUGCAAGUUCAGCAGCAAGUCGGACGUCUGGUCGUACGGCGUGCUGAUGUGGGAGGUGUUCACAGAGGGCCAAAUGCCCUUCGACCAAAGUCUCAAUCACGAAGUGGUUGCCAUGGUAACCAACGGCCAUCGGCUGUUCCGGCCCAAGAUGGCCACGGCCGCCCUGUACGACAUCAUGCAGCUCUGUUGGAACAACAGACCGGAGGAGCGUCCAUCUUUCUCUGAGCUUUGCCUGAAGCUCUCAGACGUUUUGGAGGACGACGGUUUUUCUUCAUCCUGACCAUCCAGGCUCCUCCUCAUCCUUGCUGGAGACGCACCCUGCUGUCGUAACCUUUCUAACGGCUCUGUGGUGUAUAUAUUUAUAUUUUAAAACCACAAACGGAAGGACAGCAUUCUGCACAGUAACGCUGCUUAACGCGAUGAAGCGUCGAGGAACCGACCACAUCUGCUUAUCAGCCGCUGAACCCGAUUCAGGACGGCGAACAGGAACUGAGCGACGCUCGCGGACUGUGGAGGUUUAGCCAGGUGUCUCAACAUGUUGGGUGGAAAUAAAUAGUUUUUACUAAGCUUCCUUUCUUCUACUUGUUGGAGUUCUUACUGAAAGUAAAGAAACUCACAAGUCGAGGGUGUGGUUUAACCGCAGCACAGACUGAUUUUUAUAUCACUUAGGUCAAACCUAAAAACAACAUCAAACUAAUUUUUGCAUUUUUAACUAAAUGAAUUUUGUGGCCUGACUGUAGUUUAAACUCUCCAGUUUUUGACAUUUUGUUUGGGAUAAAAAAAGUUUUAAACUUUUUAGACUUUUUUUUUAAAGCGACAUAUUGUUGCUAAUCACACAUUGUUUCAACAUAUUGUGGUUUGUAGCAUGUUUAUAACACUGUUUACAACAGUGUUAUAAACAAUAUAUUAACGACAAUAAGUUGUAAACCAUCAAUAUGUUGCUUUACAUUGUUGCUUUAUAACAUUUUUAACAUAGUUACAUUGUUUAUAACAGGUUAAACUGCAACAAUAUUGCUGUUAACAUUGUUUUACAAUAACAGUAUGUCGCUUUGUUACAAUCUUGCUUUGUAAUAUAUUGUUUAUAACAUUGUAACAACUUACUGUUUAUAACUAUAGAUUGUUGCUAUACAGCAGAAUAUCAACAAUGUUUUGUUACAAUAUGUAAAAAAAACUAACUUUUUAGACUUUUGUUAAAGUGACAUGUUGCUAAUCACAAAUUGUUUCAGUAUAUUGUUUAUAAAGUGGUUUUAACGGUAUAACACAGUUAUACUUUAUAACAACAACUUUAUCAAAUAUGUUGCUGAUAACACGUUAUUGUUCUCAACAAUAUGUAGUUACAAAGCAACAUAACGCGCCGUUUCCACAGUCAGUGAUGCUUUGGGUCUCAUCUGCUGUUCAUGCAGUAAUUCAUGCAAAGGAGCCCCAACCCAGAGCAGUUUCUUACUGCUCUACUUGCACUGAAUGUGAAAUAAUGGUUUUUAUUAUCCUUACGCCAUAAAACCUCAAAACUAACCUACGAGUUUCAACUUUAUGAAUGUACUUAACUGAAAUAAAUUAACUUUUUUUAACAGAC